AUGGGCAUCUGCUUCAGCAGCAAGCGACGCGCCACGCCGCCGCCGUCGACGCCGUCAUGGUCGUCGGACCUCCCUCCGGAGCUGGCCGGCGUCGUGCUCCGAUGGCUGCCGUCGCACGCCGACCGCGUCCGCUUCGACGCCGUCUGCCGGCACUGGCGCGUCGCCGCGCAGCAGCAGCGCUCGCUGGUCCCGCCGCCGCUGCCGUGGAUCAGCUUCAACAACGACCGGUUCCAGAGCCUCUGCGACGGUGAGCGAGCAGCACGCCCUCAGGCGGUGGGGCCCCGGCAACGCGCUCCGCUGCUACAGCACCUUCGGCGGGUGGAUCCUACUCGAGAUGGACGACCCGGCGCGCUCGUGCUUCCUACGGAACCCAUUCUCCGGCGAGUCGAUGAAGCUGCCGUUCCAGCAGGAGGAGCAACGGUUCGGCGACCCGUACGCCCGGUACAGGAACCGCUCCGCGUUCCGCAAAGUCGUCUCGGCAGGCACGCGCAGCGGGCUCAUCGUGCCGCGCUGUUCAAACCCAGCAUGCGAGAGAACCCCAAGACCAUCGGGAUCUGCCUGCCGGUCACCGGCGCGUCGUGGGCGCUGCACACCCGCCGCGACGACGGGCCCGACGGCGGCAUGCGGUACGAGGACGUCGCCUUCUUCCGCGGGAAGCUCUACGCGGUCGACAACCGAGGGAGCCUCUACGCGUUCGAACUCGCAGCGCAGGGGAAGAUGGUCCGCUGGAGCAUUCUGUAG
Messenger RNA from Miscanthus lutarioriparius, 741 nucleotides. The record is from the annotation of a GenBank genome assembly. Lineage: Eukaryota; Viridiplantae; Streptophyta; Magnoliopsida; Poales; Poaceae.